AACUGGUCAAUUUGGUUUGAAAUUCAAUUGAGGAACAUAAGAUCACAACCUCAUAUUUUUCAUGAACUAUCAUAGACAAAUAGAUUUAUGGUAAAGUAUCCAAAUAGCUUUUGUGAUUAUUGAUUAGCAAACAGUGGAAAAAGCAGUUUCAUAAAGUAUACAUUUACGGAAGAACUAGCAUAUAAAAUAAACAUUGAGGGUUCAGAAAACAAAGAAAGUCGUUCAGAGUCAGAAAAUAUGUAGCAAACAUUUUAUAUAUGUUAAUAUUUAUGAGGACCUAUUAAUAAUAUAAAAAUGUCUUUUAAUUAAGAAAAAUAAGUGUAUUUUAUUGUCUAGAUAAGGCAGCGGUAGAACAAAGUUCAUGGAAACUAAAAGGUGUAUUAAGAUAGUACAUUUUUAGCAAUCUGACCGCACAUAUGCUUGUUAGUGGACUUAUGUGUGAAGAUCAAAGGAUGGUCAGAUAAUUGUAGGAUAAGUUAGACGGAUGUGUAAUGUAAUCCACAUUGUUGUCCUUAUUACCUUUGAUUCCCUCCCAGUUGACCUUCAUUUUUUCAUAUAUAAAUUUCGUAACAAAUGAAUAUGUGGUCAGACUUCAAAAUGUAUUGUGCUAAUAUAUUACAUAGUUUUGACAAAGUGAUUUUAUUACAUCAUCUAAAUUUAUCAGGACUAGUUUUUUUUAAAUUUCAAUGUUUGGUUAUUUCCAUAACGUCUCUGUGUUACAUUUCUUUUUCAGACUUUAAUACUUUUGCGAACAUAACCUAGAUGCGUUCAGUACCUUUACGAUCUUUCAAUGACUUUUUAGGCUUUGGCGCUCGAUACAGUAUACCCAAAGAAUGUAAAUGGAAUGGACGAAUGGUUUCAAAUCUAAUUUAUUAUCAGUCGAAUUACUUUUUGUUAAGCUUAGUUAUAAUAAUGUUACUGAGCGCGCUUAAUCCCAUUCCCGUUAUAACAGGACUUCUUGUGAUAUGCUUACCCUUGAUGAUCCUCCUAUUUUUAGAUACACAAACCCUUAACACUAUUAACCAACCAAAGAUACUUGUACCUGUAUGUAUUGUCAUCGCCAUGUUACUGAUUCGUUUCAUAUCUGGAAUCAUCUUUUUCUUUUGUGUUCUACUUGUUCCAGUACUAACAGUAUGCCUUCAUGCCCUCUGUAGACAACGUAAUUUAAAGAACAGAGUUUGUAAACUUGUGGAAUCAGUUCGCUCUGGAGAACAAAAGACACUAAUGGGAUAUAUGCUGGAAGUAUUUGGUGUAGAUGUACGACUGCUGACUAUUGAUAAUUAAUCGAAGAUCAUCUUAAUUAAAGGAGAUGCAUCUUUUCAUUGAACAACUCAUUUCGUAUUGUUUCGUUCUUAUUACUGUUGCUUUGCUCAUAAAUGAAAUACUUGUGUUGUUCCUGUGAACUUUAGACUUAUUUAUUGCAUGCAUACUUCACCAAACAAGUUUUAACUCGUCUCAGAAAUAUACAUAUAUUGAUUGUAA
Messenger RNA from Schistosoma curassoni, 1482 nucleotides. Lineage: Eukaryota; Metazoa; Platyhelminthes; Trematoda; Strigeidida; Schistosomatidae. The record is from the annotation of a GenBank genome assembly.